This is a messenger RNA of Cyprinus carpio (common carp), 2896 nucleotides long. RefSeq names its product forkhead box protein I3-B-like. Gene Ontology annotation, molecular function: RNA polymerase II cis-regulatory region sequence-specific DNA binding; DNA-binding transcription factor activity, RNA polymerase II-specific. Lineage: Eukaryota; Metazoa; Chordata; Actinopteri; Cypriniformes; Cyprinidae. The record is from RefSeq and is a predicted model, not a curated record. Gene Ontology annotation, biological process: regulation of transcription by RNA polymerase II; cell differentiation; anatomical structure morphogenesis.
GGUGAUGAUGUUGAUACGUUGAUACAGCAGAAGAAAGCACAAUAGCACUGAGAGAGGACACACGCAGGACAACUCCGACUGGAAACAUCUUAUUACAGGUCAUCAGAAAGAAAGAGUUUCCAAGAGGAACACAUCCAGAUCACUCAGCAAUGGCAUCCUAUGAAUCUCAAGGUCAGUCUCCGACGAGAUGUGGCCCUCAGUUCCCAAGCUUGGGACAGGAACCUCCAGAACUGAGUCUGUACAGCGAUGGCUACUAUCCACCACCAUCACUGCCGAGUCCACAGCGAGCAAAUCCUUCCUCAUAUGAACUCGGAGACUACGCCGCCUCAUCGCCUAACCCCUACCUGUGGUUCAACAGCCCAGGGAUGAACAGCACUCCUUAUCUGGGUGGAACCCCAGGCCCUGCAGGACCUCCUUUUGUUCCCCAGCACUACGGCAUGCAGAGGGCCUAUUUGGGUCCUGGGGGACCAGGUGGUCCCGGUGGCGACCUGAGCUGGUUCUCCAUGCCUUCUCAAGAGGAUCUUAUGAAGUUGGUCAGGCCACCUUAUUCAUACUCCGCUCUUAUUGCCAUGGCCAUACAUGUUGCACCAGAUCGCCGCCUCACUCUAAGUCAGAUUUAUCAGUAUGUUGCAGACAACUUCCCUUUUUAUAACAAGAGCAAAGCAGGAUGGCAAAACUCUAUUCGUCACAACCUCUCACUAAACGACUGUUUCAAAAAGGUUCCACGAGAUGAAGAUGAUCCAGGGAAGGGAAAUUACUGGACCUUAGAUCCAAAUUGUGAAAAAAUGUUUGACAACGGUAACUUCAGACGCAAGAGGAAGAGAAAGUCUGACAGUCUCCUAGAGAAGAGCAGUUCUGGUGGGAAUCUGAGCUCAGAGUCAGGAGACAGUAAUGGCAGGGGCAGUCCAAAAAAUCAAGCUGUUGACAUUUCCACUUUGCCUGAAAAGGGUCCUUCACCCACAUCCACGGGUCCGUCACCAUGCUUGAGCAACUUCCUGACUGAGAUGUCUGGCGUAGCUGGUUCUCUCGACAUGGAGGGAGAUCCCCUGAGUCGUCCCUUUACACUCAGUCUGCCAGGGGAUGGAGCACAGAGAGCUUUGCAACCCGUAGGGUUUGGCACUUACUCCCCCAGCUCCACGUUGUCUGAGUGGGCGUCACCUCUGCCCCCACCACCCCCUAUUUCCCCAUCAGCGUCCCACUCCACUUUAGGCUACAGCGGGCCUGCUCUCAGUCAGUUUAAUGGGCAUUUCUACCCUGGUUUGAGCUCCACAGGUAUUCUUUACCCUCGGGAGGGCACAGAGGUGUAGGAAGAAAAGCGGGUGACAGCUAAAACAGAAAAAAAACUGAAUGAUCAAUACACGCUACUGUCUCUGGGGGCAAGAAAAAAUUGUUGUUUUCCUGAAACUAUACACUGCUUUUGGCCUAACCGAAAUCCUUUGAGUUCUGUGGGCACAAGAUACGAAUGAAUUCCCACAGGAAUGGUCUAGUCAGCAUGAGAUAUGACAGGCUGACUCUAGCAAAGGCCGCUGUUACCAGCAGCUCUGACCUGAGGUCAGCUGCUGACAUCAAGCCAUUUUACGCACAUAUCUGAUUCUUACUUAGCUCAUAUUACUGACACUGAAUUCAAGCACAUGUAAUGAAACAGAACAGAAGAAUCACUUCUUAUGUGGGCGGAGAAACUCCAUGCAGUGAAAAUAUAUACGUAUAGCAGAAUUUCUUCUGCUGCAUGCUGGUAUUGUCAUAUGAUAAUGUCAGUCUUUGUAUUUUAACAUGAUAAUGUGUUUUAUGUAUAGUUGUAAAGUUGGGUAUGUGUGAAGGAUGGAGUGUUUUUUAUUUUAUUUUACUUUACUAUGAGGUCUUUAAGGGUGUAUAUUGCUUCUUUUUUUAAUAAAAUACAUGUAAAAUAAAAGUGACAUGUUAUUCAACUGAAUAAUUUUAUUUAAAAUAAAUUCUGUUUGUAUUUUACUAAAAACAAAUUCCUUUUUAUUUUACUAAAAGCAAAGUUUAUCUCAGAUUUAGAGCUUCCAUGAAAAAAAAAAAAAAGAGAUGACCUUGAGAGAACUAGAACUAGUUUCACCAGGUCACUCUAACUGUCAUCACUCCUCCCUUUUUUUUCUUGAAACUUUCACUUUGUAUUAUGUAGGCUACUGCUGAGCCCACAGUUUUUGGCAGUGCUUCAAUUAUACUUAAAAUUUGUCAGCAUUUGUAUUCAUGUGAUGAUUACAUGGGAGAUAAUAUGUUGUAAGACAGUACAGUAGCUGCUCGAGAUAAGAGCUUGAUAUUUUUGUUUAGUUAACAGAAAAUUUGAUACAGCCAGACAGUGACAGAUAGUUAACAGUUCCCUUCAUGUUCUGCUCUAUGAUUUCUGUUCUAUUCUUAAAUAUAGUGGCCUCAAAGAGCAUUUGGACAUUUAUGCAUUUCAAAACAAUUAAUAGAUUUCUAGGUUUGAAAUGAAACAAUAAAUAUACAGUUUCAUCUUAAGAAAAAUAAAGUAUUUGGACACUUCUGGUUGUCAAAUGUAAACAUACAUGGUUAAUGUGAUUUACUACAACUCUAAUAAGGUCCAUGUCAGAUUAUAACAAGAGUUUUUGCACUCAUGGUGAAAUGCAGUGAGUGAAUGACUAUAAAGGAAGUGCUUUUUGCGAGCUUUCUGUAUACAUCCCAUUCACGAUUUGAAUAAAUGUUUUGUUUUACAUGCUGCUAAAUGGACCAACAGCCAAAUUAUGCUCUGCCAAGAUUUGGCAAUGACAAUUGCAUUUCUACACUGGAGUGAAUCCACUAAAUUGUCUUUCCAUGAGUCACUCACGAAAUUGCAAUGAUUGACACUGACACAGCGAUAACCACUAUUGUAGUGAUCGCAACGGAUGGGACAAAAAAAUAAAUAAAUCAAAAUAUG